Hydra vulgaris (swiftwater hydra) is the source of this 1586-nucleotide messenger RNA. RefSeq lists its product as uncharacterized. NCBI's taxonomy places the organism in Eukaryota, Metazoa, Cnidaria, Hydrozoa, Anthoathecata, Hydridae. The record is from RefSeq and is a predicted model, not a curated record.
UUCAAAGGUCCAAAAUUCAUUUUAAUAGACUUUUGUAAUUACUUAGCUAAAUGCUUAUUUACUUCAUUGUAAAUUAAAUACUGCGAAGUUCUAGGGUUGGGAUUAGAUUACAAAUACUAACAUAUGAUUUUCACCAUGUGUUAGUAUUUGUAGCUCUUAUAAAUUUGGAGCACUUUAUUAAAUUAAUAUGUCAUUCAUACUGCAAUUUAUUUUAUCUAGGUAUUGUCUUGAAAAACAACAUAACCUUUGGUUAAAACAAAAGGUGGGGGAUGUAGUUCAUCACCAAGAUUUCACCGGAUGUCGGUUGGAAAGAUUGCUUCUGUAACAGAGGCUACAAUAUGUUAUAAUACAACUCAUCUUCGUGAUGGUAUAACUCCUUUAACAAAUUGGAGUCGGUCCAAUAGUGAUUGGACUAAACAGGGCCUAGCAAAAUUAUGGUUUACGAAAACAUUUUUAGAAAACAUUCGUCCACAACGUCCUCAAUUAUUGGUUCUGGAUGAGCACGAUUCUCACAACUUUAUUGAGCUAAUUAAUAUUGCUAUCCAGAACCAGAUACAUAUAGUUGAAAUGCCUUCACAUCAAACUGGCUUCAACCAUGCGACCGCGCCUUAUUCAAGCCACUGAAGGAUUAUUAUCGCUCUACAGUACAAGAUCUGAUGGGUCAGUUUCCAGGAAUUAUUACUUGUCAUUCAAAUUCUGCAGGGAUAUUUGCUUUAGCUUGGGAAAAAGCAAUGACUUCUAGCAACAUUACAUCUGGGUUUAAGUCGUGUGGAAUUUAUCCAUUUAAUCCUCAGGCUAUUCCUAGUGAUGCAUAUUUUCCUAACUAUCUAUACAUAGCUGAGGAUGUAUUAGUUAAUACAACUGAAAGCAAUUAUUCUUUGGAAUUCCGAUCAUCAAUUGUUCAAGAAGUUAAUUUUUCAGACGUUGAUGCUUUUAAAGAUGCUGGAAAAGUUGCCAAUUAUCUAGAACAAUUACAAAAUGGCACUGAAGAAGAUAACGCAACUCACAGUUCGUUACAAAGCAACACUUCUAUUUUGGAAGCAGAGACUGUUGUUCGUAAUAAUCAGCUUGCAUAUUUUGUCAAUCUAGUUGAAGAAAAAAAUGUUGUUUUACCAAUCUUACUGAGCAAAAAAAAAAAGGAAAUCUUAGAAGCAUUAAACUUUAAUUCUACUACAGUUUCAGAUUUUCCGUUUGCAAACUCUUCCUACCCCGGUGAUGGAGGUAAUGAUGUCUUAGCAUAUCCUAAGGCCAUCGCACGAAAAAAGAUAGCGAACAGAAAAGGUCAGCUUAAAUACUUCGUUUUAACUUCUCAAGAAGCAUACUCAGCAAAGCUGAAAUAUUACCAAGACAAAAUCCAACAGGAAAGAGAAAAAUGUGAAAGAAAACAACUGUGAUUUGUUAAUGCUGUUAAGAAAAAAAAGGUAUUGGUCGAGAAAAAAAAUUAGAAAAUCGUGCCAACAAGUCUAUAGCAACUACAAAAAAAAAAGUUCAUUUCAUUAUCAUCUGAAUUACAACCAUUGGUUGAUCCCAAGAACAAUACUGACAAAUAUGUACUAUAUAUUUGACAAUUUUUUUUUUAUAUAACU